GAACUUUUCGCUCUUCACUCUGUGUUCUAACGUUGAUCAAAUGAUGUCGCUCAGAAGUACAGUUGAACGUCGAUUAUCCGGGGGCGGAUUAACUGUCAGGCGGAUUAACCGGCGGGCAGAUUAAGCGUGAGCCGAAAAUAGACAGCUGUUGAACCGUGGUAAACUUUUGUACCUAUUAGCUUGAUCCAGAAUCAUUUUUAGCAUCAGAAGGAUCACCAUAGUAUAGUAUAUAGACGCUUUAUACGCUUUGGCUAGAUAUAUAAAUGACCUUGAUAUUUAAGGAACUAUUAUCCGUGGAAAUCGAUUACCCGGCAUCAGUGCGAUCCCCGAGCACACCGCAUAAUCGACGUUCUACUAUAUAUUAAAACAAAAGAAAGUCUUUUGGGCUCCUACGAUUAAUUAAGCCGUUUGCGCCAUGUUCGAAAAAUUUGAAAUCAUUUUCGAAAUCCAAACCGUUUUCGAAUUAUAUUUUCGGUUCACUUCGGAUAAAUUCGGUAAACUUCGGCUUUGACAGCGCCACCUGCAUCUGAACAUUUGUACUAUUACCGGUCGUUUUUUUAACUUUGACAGCUGAUUGUAGCAUCAUUUAUUGUCGUUUCAUUUAAAGUCGAUGUUGUUGGAUAUUGUGUAUCACCGUAAUUUGGUAGUUUUGACUUGAUAAUAGCACUAAAAUGGCACGUAAAGGGGAAGUUCAAAUCAUUAAUCCACCCAGUGAUGUGAUAUCGACGGUGAAGUUUUCUCCCAAAACGAACCAAUUUCUGCUUGUUUCGUCAUGGGACACCAGCGUCCGAUUGUACGAUAUUGUCAACAACACGCUGCGGCAUAAGUUUUUCCACUCUUCACCCGUGCUGGAUUGCGCUUUUUUGGAUUCCGUAAAAACCGUCAGCGGUGGGCUGGACAAUACUGUGAAGCUGUACGAUUUGAACACACACAUCGAGCAUAACCUUGGAACGCACGAUGCUGCCGUGAAGUGUGUUGAGUAUGCGUCGAUGGUCAACGGGAUUCUCACCGGAAGCUGGGACCGAACGGUGAAGCUGUGGGAUGGACGUGAGAAGGAGUGUGUGGGAACGUAUGACCAGAGUGCCGGCAAGGUGUACUCGAUGAGCUGCAUCGAGGAACGGCUCGUAGUGGCCACCUCCGACAGGAAGGUGUUGAUCUGGGAUCUGCGACACAUGAGCAACUACGUCGAGCGGCGCGAAUCAUCGCUCAAGUAUCAAACCCGUACCGUGCGUUGCUUCCCAAACAAGGAAGGGUACGUGAUGAGCUCUAUCGAGGGGAGAGUAGCGCUCGAGUACUUCAAUCCGAACCCGGAAUGGCAAAAGAAAAAAUUCGCCUUCAAGUGCCACCGGUCGAAACAGAACGAGAUCGAACAUAUCUAUCCGGUGAAUGCGAUUAGCUUCCAUAAUGUGUACAAUACCUUCGCCUCCGGUGGUUCGGAUGGUUUCGUAAACAUCUGGGAUGGGUUCAACAAGAAACGGUUGUGUCAAUUCCACAUGUACGAUAGUUCGAUAUCUAGUUUGUGCUUCAGUGACGAUGGAAGCGCAUUGGCGAUCGCUUGCUCUUACAUGGAUGAAGCUGAAACACCACCGGAACCGUACCCAGAACCGAUACUGUACGUACGUUACGUGAGCGAGCAGGAAACGCGGCCAAAAUAGGGUGGAUUGGUUUACGCUGUAAAUGUGUUGCAUGUAUUAAA
This is a messenger RNA of Anopheles funestus (African malaria mosquito), 1696 nucleotides long. Its product is annotated as mitotic checkpoint protein BUB3-like. The transcript has 2 exons. Gene Ontology annotation, biological process: mitotic spindle assembly checkpoint signaling. Bases 672 to 1655 code for a protein of 327 amino acids. The record is from RefSeq and is a predicted model, not a curated record. Gene Ontology annotation, molecular function: ubiquitin binding. Lineage: Eukaryota; Metazoa; Arthropoda; Insecta; Diptera; Culicidae. Gene Ontology annotation, cellular component: bub1-bub3 complex; mitotic checkpoint complex; kinetochore.